This is a messenger RNA of Oreochromis niloticus (Nile tilapia), 2622 nucleotides long. It is a transcript of the gene ptgfr, whose product is annotated as prostaglandin F receptor (FP). The transcript has 3 exons. Gene Ontology annotation, molecular function: prostaglandin F receptor activity. Gene Ontology annotation, cellular component: plasma membrane. NCBI's taxonomy places the organism in Eukaryota, Metazoa, Chordata, Actinopteri, Cichliformes, Cichlidae. Gene Ontology annotation, biological process: positive regulation of cytosolic calcium ion concentration; inflammatory response; adenylate cyclase-activating G protein-coupled receptor signaling pathway. The record is from RefSeq and is a predicted model, not a curated record. The coding region runs from base 565 to 1671 and encodes 368 amino acids.
ACAAAUAAAAGGACACUGGCCUGAAGAGCCUAACGCUUGGGCACGUCCAUCAGAGAAGAGUGAUGCGGUCUUAGGGCGUUUGGGUUCAACUUUAUGUAGACAUUUGUUAUCGAAUAUUCAAUUCAUGAGAAAAUCCGAUGAGACGCGUCCGACACUGCUGAUAACUGCGUAAGUACUAAAUACAUAGAGCAAUACAGAAAAGAGAGGAAGACUUUUCGAUGAAUUUGCUCACACGUGGAGACGCUGGAUAAUUACAAUCAUCAAUACAAUGUUAGCUUGGCAACAUUUUAUCAGUCGGUGCAAUCCCCAAUCAGAGUGUUGACGCACAUAGAAGAGGACGAAAGCAGAUUCCUUGGUGUGCAGCCUCUUGAGUUGUGUCUGAGCUCACAGCUCGCCUAUGCGCUCUCAUCGAGACUUGGCACCUGCUGCAGACGGAACAAGGACUGGAACAACAUUAACUGGCGCGCUGACGUCUCUUCUUUUUUUAAAGACAGAGACCAAGGAGGCUUUUAACUUAUGGAGAGUUAUCCCAGCGAAGCCCAAACCUGAGACUUAAUUCCAGCCAUGUCAGCUAACGGGAGUUCAGAGUCCAGCUGCAGGUCAGAGGUUAGACCCACCAAUAACACCUGUUUCCAGAAGGAACUGUCUAUCACUGCAUCAGUAAUCUCUAUGACUGUUGGCAUCUUCUCCAACAGCCUCGCUCUGUUUAUUCUGCUGAAAUCCUACAGCAGCAUCCGCACAAAGUCCAGGGCAUCCUUCCUGCUGUUUGCCAGCAGCCUGGUGAUCACAGAUCUGCUGGGUCACCUCAUUAAUGGAUCCCUGGUGCUUUUUGUGUACAGCGCUGAAAAGAAAUGGGAGAAUUUUGAUCCUUAUCAAAUCAUAUGCACCAUCUUUGGGGCGUGUAUGGUGUUCUUUGGCUUGAGCCCCUUGUUCCUGGGAAGUGCUAUGGCUGUGGAGCGCUGCAUUGGAGUCACCAGGCCUAUCUUCCACUCCACAGUGUUGGCAUCACACCACAUGAAAAGGCUCCUUGGGGUCAUCUGGCUGCUUGCUGCACUGGUGGCUGCGCUGCCUGUAAUGCUGUCGAGGCCCUACAAGGUUCAAAGCUCCAGGAGCUGGUGCUUUUUCCAUAUCGAGCAACCCAAAGACUGGCUGGAUGUGCUCCUGCCGCUGCUAUUUUCAUUGCUGGGGCUGCUGGCACUGCUGCUCUCCAUUGUCUGCAACACACUAACAAGCUGUGUUCUAAUACAGGCUAAACUGCGCCACAAGCAUCACUGCAGAAGCAUGCCUUAUCACAUAGAGAUGAUCUGCCAGCUCCUGGCUAUCAUGCUGGUGUCCUGCAUAUGCUGGGGCCCAUUACUGAUCCAUGUCACCAUUCUGAGUACCAGAGCCACAGAUGAGUCUCCAUCUUUUAGUCUGCUGACUAUACGCAUGGCUACGUGGAACCAGAUCCUGGACCCGUGGGUCUACAUCCUGCUGAGGAAGGCUGUUCUCAGGAAAAUCUUUGUGUUGCUUCACAGCUGUUGUGGCUUGAAAUUUUACACCCUCAAUUGGUGGCAGCGCAGUAUGCUCCACAGCUCAGUGGAGUCCAGCAGCUCCAGUGGUGCUCCAUCUGAUUGCCGCUGCCUCGGUAAAACACCUGUGCAUAAUGUUGUCAUCAAAUCCAUCACCUGAACCUUGUCCUGAGUCUUUUAUCUGAGAAUGCCAAGGUACUGAAAAACAAAAGGAAAGAAAAUCAUUUGGAAUACUAGAAGGACAUUUCUAAAGAAGGCUUAUCCUCAAACGAGGUCACUGUCCGAUUUGCAAUUUUAAAGUGACCCAGGUCUAAAACAAAAUUCCCUUGAUUCUUCCUUUGCAUGUGCUCUUCCUCUUUGCAAAGUUUCAUCCCAUUUCAGCUUGGUAGUCUCUUGCAGAUGAAUAAGACACACUGAGACACUAGAAGACUUUCAAAAAUGCACUUACACAAACCACAAAUGUUGUAACAUUUGCAAAAUGAUCACCAUAAAUUGUCACUAUUACUGUAUAUUGUGGUAUUGACUGUUUGUUCUAAACUUUUAGCCCCGCUUUCUGCAUCAGGGCCAUUAGACAAGUUCUAUCGAGAACUGUCACAGUGUUAGAGAUGAACUAACAGUCACUGUUAAGUCGUAGACAUUGUUUUAUUCAUUCCUGGCUUUGUCCCACAUGCAGCUCCAGCCUGCACCUUUGCACUAAUAUUUAUUGAUUGUGACUGAGUCUUCUUUGACCUUACAUGUUAACUUUUUAUUAUAAGGAUUCCAGUAUAAUGUGUUAAUCAUUUGGUUUGCACAGAUGUGCAUGACAUGAUAAACAUGCAAAAAAUUUAUAGAUAGACAGAUAGACUGCAAGGCGUGACCAAAUGAUCAUCCUCCACCAGCAUGCUGACAGUCACUAUGAUGUGUUUGUGCUAAUAUUGUGCUAUACUUUGUUUUCAUCAAACAUGGCUGUGCAUUAAUGCCAAACAUCUCUACUUUGGUGUUGUCUGUCCAAAGCACAUUAUUCAAGAGGUCUUGUGAUUUGUUCAAAUGCGACUUUGCAAACUUAAGCCAUGUUGCUUUCAUGCUUUUAAAGAGAAGAGGCUUUCCACUGGUAACCCUGGCAUUUAGCAGG